GAGAUUUUCAGUUGGAGACCAGCGAGUUGUUCAAUGAGUUCAUGACUGAGCUGGGAGUAAACUGGGUCACCAGGAACAUUGCAAACAAUCUGUAUCCGGUUCAGAAAAUAAGUCAGGAUGAAGAUGAAAUAAGUCUGAUAACUGAGACUCCAAUCCGUUCUACAGAUACCAAGUUUAAACUGAAUAUACCCUGGGAGGAGACUACUGCAGAUGGUCGUGUGACUGAGACGAUCUCUACUCUUGAAGGAAAUAUUCUAAGAAAGGUUCAAGUUCCUGAUCCAUCAACUGGAUACCAUUCUACCCAGGAGGAUCGCGAGUUUAGCGAAGAUGGUGAAACGAUGAAGAUGACGCUCACAAUCUCUGGGAAACCUGCCGUAACAUGUAUCCGUGUUUACAAGCGGCUUCCAGCAAAUAUCUGAACAGACGAAAACAAAUGUCGUCUUCUUCUGCAGCUUUGUUUAAGUCAAGGUUCUUUAAUAGAGUAGGUUAAUCUCGAAUCUCGAUGCGCUCCAAAAUACGGAAAAUGUCGUCUCCUUAGCAUAGAUAGAUAUAUUAAGCAUAUGACGUCACU
Molecule: messenger RNA, 571 nt
Organism: Eurytemora carolleeae
Lineage: Eukaryota; Metazoa; Arthropoda; Copepoda; Calanoida; Temoridae
Product: myelin P2 protein
Biological process (GO): fatty acid transport
Cellular component (GO): cytosol; nucleus
Molecular function (GO): fatty acid binding
Source: RefSeq, a predicted model, not a curated record